AUGGCUUCUUCUGUUGAGAAGCUUCCCAAGAUGGAGUAUAGAUUUCUGGGCCGGAGUGGGCUCCAGGUAUCGGUCAUCUCGCUUGGAGGAUGGGUGACAUACGGCGGAUCUGUCGGCGAUGAGAUAGCAUUCGAGUGCAUGAAAGCAGCGUACGACGCCGGGAUCAACUUCUUCGACUGCGCGGAAGCAUACGCCGAAGGGAAAUCGGAGAUAUCGAUGGGCAACGCGAUCCAGAAGUACGGGUGGAAGCGGAACGACCUGGUCAUCUCGACCAAGAUCUACUGGGGCAAUGCGUUCGGCGACAACCCGGUGAACAACAGUGGGCUGUCUCGGAAGCACAUCAUCGAGGGCACGGAGGCAGCUCUCAAGCGGCUGCAGCUGGACUACGUCGACUUGAUCUACGCGCACCGCCCGGACAGAAACACGCCGAUUGAGGAGACCGUUCGCGCGUUCAAUUAUCUCAUCAACUCCGGGAAGGCGCUGUACUGGGGCACGAGCGAGUGGAAUUCUGAAGAGAUCGCGAUGGCGUGGGCGUGCGCUGAGAGGUUGAAUCUGAUCGGACCGCUGAUGGAGCAGCCGGAGUAUAACAUGCUCGCGCGCGAUAAAGUCGAGAAGCAGUUUGCGCUUCUAUAUGAGAACUACGGGCUGGGACUCACGACCUUCAGCCCGCUCAAGACGGGCAUCUUGACGGGGAAAUACGAUGAGGGUAUCCCAUCGGACAGCCGUGUUGCCACGGCGACCGAUAACUUUACCACCAGUCAGAGAGAGGGCUACGGGAAUGAGCAGUGGCAGCAGACUCUCGCCCAGGUCAAGAAGCUGAAGCCGAUCGCCGAGAGAUUGGGCACUGAUCGUGCCACCUUGGCACUGGCUUGGGUGAUUAAGAAUCCCAGAGUGAGUUCUGCAAUCACGGGUGCUUCAAAGGUCGAGCAGAUUGCGAAAUCGGUCAAGGCACUAGACCUCCUGCCGCUGUUGGAUGAAAAGGUCAUGACGGAGAUUGAUGAGUUGCUCGGGAAUAAGCCGACGGUGCCGUAUCGUAGGCUGUAA
Molecule: messenger RNA, 1044 nt
Organism: Exophiala aquamarina CBS 119918
Lineage: Eukaryota; Fungi; Ascomycota; Eurotiomycetes; Chaetothyriales; Herpotrichiellaceae
Product: DNA (cytosine-5-)-methyltransferase
Exons: 3
Coding region: 1-1044 (347 amino acids)
Source: RefSeq, a predicted model, not a curated record